Salvelinus sp. IW2-2015 is the source of this 1235-nucleotide messenger RNA. RefSeq names its product zinc finger protein ZFAT. Lineage: Eukaryota; Metazoa; Chordata; Actinopteri; Salmoniformes; Salmonidae. The record is from RefSeq and is a predicted model, not a curated record.
ACCUCCCACAUCACUGAGAACAGAGGACCCUCAGGGGACCGAAGCUUGCAGUGUCGGCCCUCCAGGACCUCAGGUUCACAGAGAACGGGGUGGUGUCGACCACCACAGAAGGGCUGGAUCCCACAGCGGUUAACAUCCUGCAGCAGAUCAUUGAGCUGGGGGCAGAGUCUAAUGAUGCCACAGCAGCCUCCAUGGUGGCCAUGGUCCCUGGCAGAGUGACCGUGGUGGAGCAGGUGACUGAGGAGGAGGAGCAGGGGAGCCACACUGUGAUGAUCCAGGACCCCUUCCAGCAGACAGCCUCCAUGGGGCUGGGUGAGGAGCACCAUCUGGUGGUGUCGUCUGAUGAUGUGGAGGGCAUGGAGACGGUCACCGUGUACACUCAGGGAGAGGACGCCUCCCAGUUCAUUGUCUAUGUCCAAGAGGCUGUGCAGACCGAGGAGCAUACUGUGGAAUCUAUCUGAGCAGGACAGAGCGUUGGUGCAGGCAUGGAGGAGCAGUCAACAGUUUCAUCCCGGGUCAUUCAGUAGGUGGAAGACAUUUUGAAAACGGGGAGAUAUUACCUGAACUUGUCCAAUUAGAACAUAGAUUUGUAUUGUUCCGUUGCUAGACAUUUUUCUACAGUGUGCCCUAUUGAACUCCACCCUGGCUUGCUCUAUGAAACCCACAACCAAUCUCCAAUGGCUUUGAUUGGAAUAACAUAGUGGCUUGAAAUGUAUCAUUUCAUCACUUAUGCCUUUUCUCUGUGAUUAGCAUUUCCUUAUGUUAAUUCAACUUAAUAUAUCAAAGGCUUUUCUUAGAAAACAAGAUUGGAAUGRACUUUUUAUACAAGUGUAUAAGUAAUUUAGUAAGGGAAUAAAAUGUGGAUAAUUAAAAUAUUCAUGGCGGGAUUCAAUCUGUAACGCUGUCGACAAUGAGCCUUUGAAAGGCUAUGUUACCGCGUUCAGAGAUCCCAUUCAAGGCAAACGCUGCAGAGGUCAUCUUAAUCGGAAAUGACCUUUUAAAUGAAAAGAGCCUUUUCAGAUUGCAUCUCAGCCUUACUUAGCUUACAACAUAGUUGCAGUUUUGGCAUGAUGUGCCUUUAAUGUUUACAACGGAUCAUUACAGGACUGGAUUCUUUAUAGGACUAGAUUGUUGAUCAUGCUUUUCUAUACACCCCCCCCAUCCUGUUGACUAAUAUUUCUACACCUAUUGGAAUGGUAGUCAAUGAACAAUUAAAUGGAUCAUGAACAACUCAA